GUAAAAAGGACAGAGAAGAUAGGUCUCAAAGACUUCCUCUACAAUCGAAGGGUACCAGGCAUCACCAGCAACAGAUGCCCCAGCGGAUCGGACCGACAAACAAACCGUAGCGCACGUCCUCUUGCGCUGCCGUCAACAUCACCAACUCCGGGGCCAGGAACUAGGACGACUCCAAGGACGAAACAAUCUCCGGAAGUUAUUGAACGAGCGCAAAGCAGCCGCCAAGGCAAUCAAGUUCAUCGAACUGACUCAGAUCCUUGGGCAAUUUCAGGAUCGAGACCUGAAUAGACAAAGCUGAGCACUGGAGGAAGACUAUAGGUACACAGUCGCGAAACAGAGGGACUCACAGCCCGAGAGAGCCUAGAAUCACGGAUGCGUUAGUAGGGAACCGCUGUUCACAUGGGCCCGCCAAGCAAAU
Molecule: messenger RNA, 418 nt
Organism: Fusarium odoratissimum NRRL 54006
Lineage: Eukaryota; Fungi; Ascomycota; Sordariomycetes; Hypocreales; Nectriaceae
Exons: 1
Source: RefSeq, a predicted model, not a curated record